UAUCGCGACCGCGAACCAGCAGGAAGAGGGAGGAGGGAGGGAGUUCCACCACGACCGUGAACCAACAGGUGAGUCGGCAGCCAUGGCACGCCCAGAUCUACCUUCCUUUGGCAAUCGUCGUCGAUCUCCUGUGCUCCUAGCGCCGGAUCUCUCCGCCGCAUCCUCCUCAUCCGCGUCGCAAACCCUCGUCCAAUCCACCAAUCCCGCGACCAAGGUAGGCAUCCGGCCUGGUUCUCGAUCGAUUCCGCGUCGGCCUUCGUUCAAGCUGGACCACCCGCUUGGUGGACAGUGGGAGAAGCAAGCUGGUCGACCUCCUGAAAACCCUCAGAAUCUCCAAGGUUUUGGAGAGCAGAACUUCCCUUACCAACCAACUCGAGGGUUCCUCCCAGUUUUUUGCAGAGGAUCUGGGCCUAAUACUUGAGACCCUCACUGUAUCUUGUAUGAUUCCAGAUGUUCAGGUGUAUCGCACUGCAUGCUACACAAGUCAAUUUUGCAGGUUGCUCUGAAAUGCGCUGAGUUAGAUACAGCCGCCUGUCUGCGGCAAUUUCUUGCUCUUGGUGCAAAGAAAGAGACUAUAUUCUUCAAAUGACUCCCCAAUGUUGGGGACCUCAGUCUCUAGAUUCUGAGAAGCAAGGGCGUUGCAUGAUGGAAGCAGCAUACCUAGGCAGCCCAAUGCUGGUCUACUACUUGAAGACGUCAAGAAGGAGGCUGCUGAUUAUUCCGACAUUGAUGGCUUGAAUGGACCGAAACUGUUUGGAUCAGGAAAAAGGACAUCGCUGGAUGGUGGUUCAGGUAGGAGGGCGGCAAGAUCAGUGUUGACUCUGGUCAUGCUGGAGGACGAUAUGCCACGAGAAGGAGAAACAACUUCUACAACGUUUGCAUCCCUUCUUGAUUCAGCGAUACAAGGAUUGAUGCCCUUCCCGGACGUGAUUUUACAAUUUGAGAGGACAUGUAGAAACGCUUCAGAGUCACUAAGGUAUGUCGCCAGAGGAAACAUUCGGAUGGUGGAGGAUAAACUUAUGCGGCAAAAAGCAAAACUAUUACUGGUUGAAGCUGCUUCUUGGUCCCUUCUUUGGUACCUCUAUGGGAAAGCAAAUGAAGAGCUUCCUGAAGGACAAUUCAUGUCACCAACUACAUCCCAUUAGGAGGCUUGCCGCUAUGUUGCAAUGGAUCUUACAACACAAUUGUGUCCGCGGAUUGUACUUUGGCUUGAAGGACUUUAGUCUUUUCUAUUUCCUCUUUGAUACGUGGGAGCCCUAUAGUGGAACAUGAUUGAUUGAUUCCUUUAGUAAAAGAAUUAGCAAAGUAAAUAGAUACAUCUCUCCAUGAUAUGUUAACUUAAAUAUUUGAGUUGAAAGGUAUUAAGCUACAAUGUACUCGCUCUGAACACGAAUAUAGAAGGCACAAUGAUCAACAUGGUACUAGAAUUGUCUAAAUUGCCCCUAAUUAAUAUUUGUCAAUACAUUCAAUGCAACUGCUCUUUGUUCCACCAUCACCUAAUAGCACCAGCAGCAUCAAAUAAUCCGUGAAAGGAAAGUGACACUUGCAUGCAUGUAUGUGAAGUAGACAAGCAAUGAGUGUACCGCCUAGAGGUGCUUCUUUCUCUACUCCUAUCUAUUUACCAAUAUAAAUCUCUAUGCCUUUCAAGUGUUGUAAUUUGCUAGAGGUUGCUCUUUUCGCCUCUGCAUCACUAGCAUUGUUGCUCAAAACAUGUAAUUAGAGAUCAUUUGACCCAUUUGAAGAUCAAAUUUAUAAUUAGAGACCAUUCUUGAAGAUCUUCAUGAUUUAGAAUGUUAAAUUUGACAUGUUGAUGAUUUCAUCUUGUAGGUUGCCACGCGGAUGCUCUUUGGACUACGAUAUGGACAUGAAGGCAUUUGUUUUAGUGCCAAAUAUUACUUACUAAAGCCCGCAAAGUAUCCUUGUGUAUUAUAUUUGCUACGGAGCUAUGUAUGUAUGGAUGCUAUGGAACUAUAUGUAUAUAUGGAUGCUAUGGAAUUUUGGAUGUA
Messenger RNA from Hordeum vulgare subsp. vulgare (domesticated barley), 2006 nucleotides. RefSeq names its product nuclear pore complex protein NUP107-like. The coding region runs from base 828 to 1145 and encodes 105 amino acids. The record is from RefSeq and is a predicted model, not a curated record. Gene Ontology annotation, molecular function: structural constituent of nuclear pore. The transcript is spliced from 8 exons. Gene Ontology annotation, cellular component: nuclear pore outer ring; nuclear pore. Gene Ontology annotation, biological process: protein import into nucleus; post-transcriptional tethering of RNA polymerase II gene DNA at nuclear periphery; regulation of DNA-templated transcription. NCBI's taxonomy places the organism in Eukaryota, Viridiplantae, Streptophyta, Magnoliopsida, Poales, Poaceae.